AUGGCGGUGCAGCAAGAAGAGCAGCGAUAUGCAGACGGCUUUGCUGAAUACGGCAACUUCUACGGCGGACCAUCAUUCGAAUACCUUGCGCCCCACCCGUCGAUAUCUCCAACAAUAACAGGGAAGGCUGACGAGAAUGUCACUUAUCUGAACCAUACUCGCAAGGUGCCGCAAAAGCGGGAAGAGGCAGCAAGUCUUCCUUUGGCUUCUUCCAUUACUGGGGCUGGGGGCAGUAUCGCUAUGCAGCCACUCACAGCCGAUGGCAUAUCUCUUAAGUCUGGCAACGUCUUCUCACCACUUCGCGAAGAACCACUACUAUCCCAUAACCCUCAAAUGGAACCCUUUUCCGAGCCCCCAACCGAUGAUAUUCCCCGACCUCCCAGAAGCGAAGACUCGCAAGCUAUUCGGCCAGAGUUCCCACAACGCGCGUCGAAGUCUUCUCCACCACAGCCUUUACGAUUCCUAGAACAUGCAUCAACAGUCCCCCCUACUCCUCCGAUGUCUUGGGGAAGCAGCGAUAGCACCGAAGAUGGUGUGUCAGACAGGAUGCAAUCCAUGUAUAUCGCUUUUGAUCAUCUUUCGCCUUCCACUUCGACACCACAGCCACUGAAGGUCGUACAUGGCAUCUCUGAGCGCGUGAGCACUGCCUACAUCAUGAAUGGUAAUCGCAACUCUAGCAUGGGCUCAUCAGCACUGCCAGAUUUACCUGGUGGUCUAAACCAGUCAUCACGAAGGAAUAUCUCUAUAUCAACCACGCAAAGCAUCGACGAGGCACCCGAAUUGAGUGCCAGCGAUGCUCGAGCUGAGAUAAUGCGCAGACUAAGCAGAAAGGAGCCGCCGUCAGAUCGGAAGGGUGCAUCUCCGUUCAAGAAGAGCUUCUUACUCAAAAGAGCGGCUACUACGCCUAACCCAGCUAGUAGCCCAUCACAAAACGACCUGACCGAUAUUCUCGAAGAAGUCGCUGCAGAGGGUAGUCUUUCACUGGUCAAAGCAGUCAUCAGUAUGGGAGCGGACCCUAUUUAUCGAUCAACUGGUAAAUUGAAGAAGGUAAAGCACGAAGCCUUGGCGAAAGCUACCAUGAACGGACGAGCCAGAGUGGUCGACCAUCUCUUGAGAGAGGGUGCCAUUUACGGAGACGCAACGAAAAGAGAAGACUACACUCCAAUGGAUCGCGCGCUCAUGGCGGCUGCCUACAAGGGACAUGCAGACCUCAUCGAUUGUCUUGUAUAUCAUGGCGCAAAUCCAAUGGUCGAGCAGUGGCCAAGAGAGAUGUAUGACGCGCAGCAUUAUUGGAACGAAGUACAGGUUCGCGUUACGAAGACCAGCUUCCUUGAUGGUCUAUCGAAAUGGAAGAAUGUCGAUCGUGGUAUGAGUACCCUGAAACUCGUCAUGCAACAUCAAAACUUCGACCCCACAGCUUGCGUUGCCGGAGCAUUCGACAAUAAAAGCGAAGUACAGACUGCAGGGCCCGCGCAUCGCCCGUGGCAAACGACGUAUGAGUACUCCGUUUUGUCUUGCUUCGUACGCGCUGGAUGGGCAGAUGCUGUGGAAGAGAUGCUGAGCAUGAAAGGAAUGCCAAGAGACUACGAGAAAGAAGACGAUGUCUUGCUGCAUCAGGAAAAGCUUACAAGACUCGUAUCACCAAUCAAUGCAUUGACGAAAGAAACCUGGGAGAAGCGACCGGAAGACGCACUCCGCAUACUAAAGCUGCUGAUUGACAGAGGCUUCAAUUUAUGUCUCACGCAACGGACAGCUACAGAUCUGGGCCCAAGAGCAGCGCUAAGCCGUGCGAUUUCAGCAGACGCUGCACAGGCGGUCGAACUCAUCUUGCAGACCAAAGGCAGUUUGGUACGAGAGGAACUGUUCUUCCGACGAAAGAAGAAAGAGACCAAAGCGCUACCACUCGCCACUGCCCUCUCACUCGACUCGCUAGAAACAGCGCGUGUGCUUCUCAGAGCAGGAGCACAUCCCCGCGACCCAGCUUUCGAAGACAUGAAUGUUCUGCAAUUUGCCGCGUACCAAGACAGUCCGACGAACACCACAAUGCUCGAAGAGAUGAUCGGCCUCGCCCCAGAACUAACAUACGACGCCUUGAGCUACGCCAUAAAAGGCACCAAUAAAAACGCUGUGCGCGUCCUUCUGAACGCCAUCUCCGCAGCAGCCCUGCGCGAACAAAUUGCCGCUCUACCACCCAUAUACGACAUGCUGCUGCACUGCACUCCCCCCACCAAACAGGAAAUUCAAACCCAGUAUCUUGAGCUCAUCGAUAUGGUGGUCCAAUGGGAUGUUGGAUAUGCGUUGCAGCGACCCAGGCUUUCGGCGAUUCUGUCGGCGAUUCGGAAAGACAACUACAUCGGUAUGGAGAAGUUACUCCAGAACGGCGUGGUGGAUGGCAGGAGUUUGGUCUUGAACAGCAAGGCGCAGCCGUGCGGCGAGUUGGGAACAUGGACUAUGCUCGAGUGCUGCGAGUUGACGGAUAGGAGUUCGGAGUGGUUGGGUUUGCUGAGGAGUUAUGGGGCGCCGCUGUAUCAUUGA
Molecule: messenger RNA, 2535 nt
Organism: Alternaria ventricosa
Lineage: Eukaryota; Fungi; Ascomycota; Dothideomycetes; Pleosporales; Pleosporaceae
Exons: 1
Coding region: 1-2535 (844 amino acids)
Molecular function (GO): protein binding
Source: RefSeq, a predicted model, not a curated record